Messenger RNA from Ostrea edulis (European flat oyster), 1447 nucleotides. Its product is annotated as pre-mRNA-splicing factor 38A-like. Lineage: Eukaryota; Metazoa; Mollusca; Bivalvia; Ostreida; Ostreidae. The coding region runs from base 230 to 1207 and encodes 325 amino acids. Gene Ontology annotation, biological process: mRNA splicing, via spliceosome. The transcript has 9 exons. Gene Ontology annotation, cellular component: precatalytic spliceosome; U4/U6 x U5 tri-snRNP complex. The record is from RefSeq and is a predicted model, not a curated record.
CAACUCAAUCGACAAGAUAUUCGGACGAAUUAUUUUCCCUCAAUGAAUUUUAUUCUUUAUCUAAUGUUGCCGGUAUUAAAAAUGAAAUUUUGGUGUUACCAAAACAUCUACCAAAUAUACAAUAAGAUAUUGUAUGUUUUGCUUCAAUGAUAAAAAGCUGAUUAAUCAAAGCUGAAAAUCGGAGAAUCUCCACCUUUUCCCAUGCCAUUCAAGAGUCUCGAAAGUAAAAAUGGCGAAUCGGACGGUGAAAGACGCUCAUUCUGUAAAAGGGACAAAUCCACAGUAUUUGAUAGAAAAAAUAAUUAGAACUCGCAUUUAUGAAUGUAGAUAUUGGAAAGAAGAAUGUUUUGCAUUAACAGCUGAAUUGUUGGUCGACAAGGCAAUGGAAUUGAAAUUCAUUGGAGGAGUAUAUGGGGGAAAUGUUAAACCGUCUCCUUUCCUCUGUUUGGUCUUGAAAAUGCUGCAGAUUCAACCAGAAAAAGACAUAGUUGUGGAAUUUAUCAGGAAUGAAAAUUUUAAGUAUGUCAGGGCACUUGGGGCGUUUUACAUGAGGCUGACAGGAACCACAUUAGAUUGUUUUAAAUAUCUUGAACCACUCUACUAUGAUUACAGAAAAUUGAAGCUGCAAAAUAGAGAUGGAGGAUUCCAGUUGAUGCAUAUGGAUGAAUUCAUCGACAUCUUGCUUAGGGAUGAACGUGUAUGUGAUAUCAUUCUUCCCAGAAUCCAGAAGCGACAUGUCCUGGAGGAGAAUAAUCAGUUGGAGAAUAGAGUUAGUGCCCUUGAUGAGGACCUGGAGGAUAUGGACACAGAUGAAGAGGAGGCCAUGGAGAGAAGUCCGUCUCCUGUGGAGAGAAGACAUGGAGAUAGAGGGUCACCACCUAGGCACCGCCGAUCACCUUCACCUAGAAACAGGGAGAGAAGGAAGCGGUCAAGGUCAAGAGAUCGAGAAAAAAGGCAUCGAUCAAGGACUCCUACAGAUAAAAGACACCGAGAUGACGAUCGCAAGAAAAGUAAGAAACAUCGUCAUGAGCACAAAAGUAGAGACAAAGAUAGGGACCGGGAUAAGCGCCACCAUCGCAGCAGUCGUCACCACAAGGAUGACAAGGACCGAGACAAGGGUGGGUCCAAGUCCGAAUCAAAGGCGGGUCUUAGUAUAGCAGAAAGCAAUGAACUCCGAGCAUCCCUUGGUCUACCGCCUCUCAAGUGACAUGGAGCUUAGAAAGUUAUGGUGAACUUAGACUAUUCCACAUAGAUGGGACAAAUUUUAGUGUUCAAUGACAACAACAAACAUUUUUGUCUCAGAACAUGGAUUUUUCACAGUACAGAAUAUUUUACUGAAAAGUAAUAUCAAAAGGCAAAGAAAAAUAGAAAAUACUAGACAUAUAACAAUGUUUAUUCAGUUGAAAUUGUUCGUUUUCUGUAACAAAAUAAAAACAAAAUGAAUACA